UGAAAAUUUGGAAGUAGAAGCUAAGAAUAUAAUACCAGACAACAGACCGCCACCUGGGUGGCCAGCUCGUGGAGAAGUUCACAUUAAAAAUUUGGAAAUUAAAUAUGGACCUAAUAGUCCUCUAGUUUUGAAAGGCAUCUCAAUUGAUAUUAUGGCUGCUGAAAAAAUUGGAAUCGUUGGUCGAACUGCAAAGUCAUUUUUUAGACUUAUUGAAGCAACUUCUGGAAGUAUUGUAAUUGAUGAUAUUGAUAUCAGUACUAUUGGAUUAAAAGACUUUAGAAGUAAUAUUACUAUCAUACCUCAAGAUCCUGUACUAUUUAAUGGUACUAUAAGCAACUUGGACCCAUUCAACAAGCAUAGCGAUCUCGAGUUAUGGAAUGCACUUCAUCGUGUACACCUAAUUGAAAAUUCCAACCAUACUUUUGAAAAUAAAAAAUCAGAAACCAUCCUUUCUAUUUCAGACCAAAGAAAUGACCAAGAACCAUUAAUACUAGACUCAUCAGUCAAAGAAAAUGGAUCAAAUUUUUCUCAAGGCCAACAACAACUGAUUGCAAUGGCCAGAGCACUAGUUCGUCAUUCCAAAUUGAUAAUAAUGGAUGAAGCUACAGCCAGUGUAGACUUCAAAACUGAUCAUCUAGUACAGGCUACAAUUAGGGAGGAGUUUAAAGAUCAUACUGUUAUCACUAUUGCGCAUAGGUUGCGAACUAUUGUAGACUAUAAUAGAAUUCUGGUUAUGGAAUUAAUGGGAAUUGCUAAGCAGAAAUAUGAGAAUAUAUCGUUGAAACGGAGUUACAUUGUCGUGCCGCAAAAGAAUUUGGAAUCCCGUGAUAUCCUAGCUAAUCGAUCUAAAAAACAG
Molecule: messenger RNA, 856 nt
Organism: Racocetra fulgida
Lineage: Eukaryota; Fungi; Glomeromycota; Glomeromycetes; Diversisporales; Gigasporaceae
Source: the annotation of a GenBank genome assembly